UCAAAGUGAAUAUCAACCUGUAACAGCAACAUAUUAAACUAUGUUAUCGCCUCUUCGGAGGACGCAUUUAAUGCUUCUCUACAGGUAAUUUGAAAUAAAUAUAAAAAAAAUGGAUAUGUUGACUAAAUAAUAUUUCAUUUUCUGUUAUUCAAAAUACUCAAUGGAACUACUAUCACUCCUUUUCUUCUUGUUCUUUUUCUUAAUCUACCCUCAAUUUGGAUUAUGCGACAACCCUCUCUUUUCUACCCCGUCAUUUAUUUUCUAUCCUUACGAUAUUUUAUUUCCUAUUUUUGCGACAUCUUAUUCUUUGAAUUCCAUCAUUUUUUACUGGUUUUUUCCGUUCGCUUGGCGGGUGGCAGGAUUUUUUUAACGUGCAAAUAAAAAAAGUUG
Messenger RNA from Halteromyces radiatus, 390 nucleotides. RefSeq lists its product as uncharacterized. The record is from RefSeq and is a predicted model, not a curated record. Lineage: Eukaryota; Fungi; Mucoromycota; Mucoromycetes; Mucorales; Cunninghamellaceae. Bases 161 to 370 code for a protein of 69 amino acids. The transcript has a single exon.